CUCGCCUCUAGUUAGUUCUUAGACGUACACCAUAGGCUUGUGGACUCUUCUUCGUACGUACUCUUUAAAUAUACACGCACGCACGCACACGUUCUGUUCGUCAUGUGUUAUUGUUGUUGUACUUCUAUGCGGACACGUUUUACCAUUUUUGUUCUUCUACGCGACGCGUCCACCACUUUUGAUUGUGUUCAACUCAAUUGAGACAUACGGAUUCUUUUUUCGGACGUUCAGUCUUAGCGGUAUCAUCACUAGCCGGGCGUAGAAAGCGUUCCGAGUCUAGCUGAAAAACGCGUCGUUUCCUUAUCUGUGCGGCCGAUAAUGACGCUUGAUUGGUUUUGUCGGUAGUGUGCCGCGCUGAUGUGUGCCAAAGAAGAGGAAAAAAUCGCGACUCGUUAAGGAGACGUAAACCGUUGUUUUGUUAAAAAAGCAGGAGGACCGCGAGUGUUUGCGGUACGAUGUUGUGAUUGCGGGUGACAUGCCUGAAAAAGAGGCGGACUUUCAGGCCGCUAUGUCUGCAGGACUGCCGAUUCAGUUUCCGUCGGCUUUCGCAGCUUUUCACGCACCUCUUCCCGUUGAUCAAAGGACCCACGAGGGUCGGUAUGUCUGGGAUCACAGAAUGCAAUCAUCAACUGGACCUUUUCAUCCACCAACACCAACAGGCGUCGGCAGCAGCCCUGGAGGAGGAGGAGGUCUGCAAUUACUUGGCAGGGACCUUCAUCCUGCCUAUCGAUUACCUCCACACAUGGAGUACCUUUAUUCACUACAACACUCCACUGCAAACUCAAUUCAUGGUCUUGGAUUAUCACCUGAAUACCUGAGUGCUCGAGGAUUAACCGAUCUCCACCCAGCCUCAACAUUAGCAAGUACAGAAUUUCCAUUUAGUAUAGAUGGUUCUCGAUUAAAUAGUCCUCGACCCGGAAGCAUACGGCAGUCGAGGAAACGAGCCCUAUCAUCAUCCCCCUACUCCGAUUCCUUCGACAUAAACUCCAUGAUACGUUUUUCUCCAAAUUCCCUAGCUUCUAUUGUAAAUGGCUCAAGAUCAUCGAGUGCCAGCGGCUCUUACGGCCACCUUUCUGCAGGUGCAAUUAGUCCUGCGUUGAGCAUGCACCCCGGUGUCCAUUUGCAGCAGUUACAAGCGCAUCUAAUACGCAGCGCGGGGUCGCUGCUUCCUUUGGCACCGGGACCUGCACCACCUCAUUCCAUGUAUUCGCUGAGUCAUCAUCCUCUUCAUGUAUCUUCACCGCACAAUACUCCAAAGACUGAUCAGAUGCUAAUAGAUUCAAGAAAAAAGUCUGAAACUGGAACUGUGAUUUCUUCCGACGUUGGCGAUCAUGGUGGUUCAACUAGGAAGCAGAGGAUAAAAAAGGAGCCAAGUUUGAAUCCGAGUACACCUUGUAUAAAUACAAACGAAGGACAAAAUGAUUUGGGGGAUUUAAAGGAUGAACCGGGGGAUUUUAUCGAGACUAAUUGCCAUUGGAGAGAGUGUGGAACUGAAUUUCCCACUCAAGAUGAUUUAGUUAAACACAUCAACAAUGACCAUAUCCACGCUAAUAAAAAAUCGUUUGUGUGUCGGUGGGAGGGUUGUUCAAGAGCUGAAAAACCUUUCAAAGCUCAGUAUAUGCUUGUUGUACAUAUGAGAAGGCAUACUGGCGAAAAACCACAUAAAUGCACGUUUGAAGGUUGCAUAAAAGCAUAUUCUCGACUUGAAAACUUAAAAACCCACCUUCGAUCGCAUACAGGCGAAAAACCUUACACAUGCGAAUUUCCCGGUUGUUCAAAGGCAUUUAGUAACGCUUCAGAUCGAGCGAAACAUCAGAAUCGGACUCACAGUAAUGAGAAACCUUAUGUUUGUAAAGCACCAGGUUGUACAAAAAGAUAUACAGAUCCAAGUUCGUUGCGAAAACAUGUUAAAACAGUCCAUGGUGCCGAAUUUUACGCUAAUAAGAAACACAAAGGAAUUGAUGGUGGCUCUGAAGAUGGACCUGGCGGUUUGGAUUCAAGUCCCAGAAGUGAAGAUAUGCAAAGUCACAAGACAGCAAGUCUUAGUAGUCCUAGCAUAAAAUCAGAGUCUGAUGUAAAUUCUCCUGGUCAACAACAACAAGGAAGUCCUUUGGGAAUCACUCAACUUGCUGGUGGCUGUGUUGAUGAUAUUUCUGGGGAUGCUGUACCUUCUAAUAGAACGGGGCCUUUAGAUGAUCCAGCUUGGCCUUAUGAUGCUGAUUUAGAGAUUGAUGACCUUCCGAUCGUUCUAAGAGCCAUGGUGGGAAUUGGAAAUGAUCGUAAUAGCGGAGCUAGCGUUGCAAUCAACGAUAGAUUAUUAAGAAAUAGACAGAAAAUUCGGCUUCAAGCAAAAACACCUUCUCUUUUACCUUUAGCAUCGACGCAACGAAAAGCAUUGGGAAUAACCGACUUAAAUAGAAGAAUAACCGAUUUAAAAAUGGAAGGAGCACCAACUGGACAACAAACGAAAACUCAACUAGCAGAUCUUCAGCAAAGAUUACAACCACCAGGGAAUACGCAAACUCAAAUUCGAAGAGAUAGUAAUUCCACAGUUAGUAGUUAUUAUGGAAGCAUGAGGAGUGCUGAUAUGAGUCGAAAAAGUAGUUUGGCUUCUCAGGCGAGUAUGAAGCCGGGUUUUAAUGGCCCAAGCUCAUUUUACGACCCAAUAUCAGCUGGAAGUUCAAGAAGAUCAAGUCAAAUGUCCACAGCAACAACAGGAGGAACAGCAUUACCACCACCUCCACCUUCCCAUUUAUUAGCAGGGCAACUCCAACAAUUACAAUCACCUCCUUCAACAGCCCCAAGUAAUUUAGUAUUACAAACUCAAAAUACAUCCCUCCAACAAACCGCUCUUCAACAAUCUUGGGUGAACUUCAAUAUGAGCACACAAAAUUCAACUGCAACUACAACAGGUGGUGAUUCAAGAAGGAUGUCAGAGCCGUGCCACACAAUAACGGAUCGCAAAAGUCCUCCACCAAGACCAGCUUCGGUUUCUUUGUCACCUUUGAAAGGUGCAACUAGUUCCGGGGAACUUCAUCCUAAUCAAGCGGUUGUUCUGGAUGAAGUGGGAGAAGGAGAAAUGGUUGAGAAUAAGUUGGUUAUUCCGGAUGAAAUGAUGCAUUACUUAAAUCAAGUGGCUGAUACGCAUCAAAGCGAUGCUAACACAAAUACGCAAUGGACUGAAUCUAGAAAUAAUCCUCCAGUACAAAAAACAAAUUUACCCCAAACGAAUCAAAUGGUUCCUUCGCCCCAAUCGAAUCUCAUCAACCAACUCAUGCCUUCACCACAAUCUAAUUUUAAUCAAUUAUUACCUUCGCCACAACCUGUACCGAGCACAUCAAGAAAUCAAGUAAUGGCAUCUCCUGGACCUAUGAUGACUCAUCUCCCAUCACCAGCAGCGACAAUUAAUCAUUACACACAAAUGCAAUCACCAUCAAGUUACAACAAUAUUCCUAAUCCUUUAAUGUCGCCUGGGCAAGGUAUGAACCAAAUGGUUCCUUCACCAAUGAGCACCCAAAUGGUUCAUUCCCCAGCAAGUACCAUGAACCAAAUGAUCCAAUCACCAAUGUCCGUACAUUGCCAAUCACAAGUAAUGUCGCCAGGAAUGCAUUGUGGCAAUCAAAUGGUUCCUUCACCAGCUCAAACGAUACAAAAUCAAAUGAUGUCACCAUCGCUUCCAAUGCAAAGCCCAAAUCCGCAUAUGAUGAGCCAAAAUUGUAAUAGUAUGAUUCAAAAUCGUCCAAUGAGUCAACAUAAUCCAGGAAUGAUGGGUACUAUGAAUAAUAUGAAUAACAUGAACAGAAAUCCAUGUUACACUAAUAGAACGAAUCACCACAAUAUGUGUUAUUCUCACAAUAACAAUUUUAACGAACAAAAUAGGAUUUGUCAACCACAAAAUCAAAUGGCGCCUCAAAUGAACCACAACAUGUGUAAUAAUUACAACAACCCCAUUAAUAAUAGUUAUAUGGGUUCAACAAUGUCGACAGGAACAAGUAGUCAAUGCGGAAAUCAUCAUAAUAAUUAUCAAAUUUGUAAUCAAAAUUAUAUGAACGGUUGUCGUACGAAAAUAAAUUAUAAUUGCGGUACAAAUUACCAACCAAAUCAAAGUCCCAAUUAUGGGUGCCCACCAACGAUAAACGAACAACCUUUAGCAUCGCCGACGAUGGCUACUCCAGCACCGAACGAUAUGAUAAAUCAACCCCAACAAGCUCAAAUGACGAGGCCUUGCUCUCAUUAUAAUCAAUCUUGUUAUCAAUAUAAUUCCCAUGGGAAUCACCAACAGUGUACAACUUGUACGUGUCAAAAAGCUUAUCCACCCAAUCAGAAAUGCAUGCAUAAUUGUAAUGGGGAACAAGAGAUACAGUGUAGAGAUAUAAGUCAAUCGCAAAUGUCGCCAAGUAUUGGAAAUCCAUCGAAUAAUCAACAAACAAAUAACGUACAACCAUUUGGUAUGAGACAAGAUACCUACCAGCGUACGUUGGAGUAUGUACAAAAUUGUCAAUCUUGGGUUACAAAUCCAGAUAUGGUGAGUAGUAGUACACAUCCAUUAGGGAAAGGUGAAACGGCAAGUUCUAAUAUGGUUGUUAAUGAUAUGACGUCGUCACUGAGUUCUUUACUUGAAGAAAAUAGGUAUUUACAAAUGAUACAAUAAGAAGCAAUUCAAGAAUGAGCUCAAUCCGAUGAUACUGUAGAUAUUAUAAGAAAUAAUUUAAAAUUUAAAUAAUAAUACGAACGAUAAUUU
Onthophagus taurus is the source of this 4741-nucleotide messenger RNA. RefSeq names its product transcriptional activator cubitus interruptus (gene ci). The record is from RefSeq and is a predicted model, not a curated record. Gene Ontology annotation, molecular function: RNA polymerase II cis-regulatory region sequence-specific DNA binding; DNA-binding transcription factor activity, RNA polymerase II-specific. Gene Ontology annotation, cellular component: nucleus. Lineage: Eukaryota; Metazoa; Arthropoda; Insecta; Coleoptera; Scarabaeidae. Gene Ontology annotation, biological process: regulation of transcription by RNA polymerase II.